UACUCCCACAGCCGCCAGUAUACACAGAACAGUGCAGCGGGCUCAUCGUACACACAUAACUACACGUCGCGCAAUAAACUCCACGAGCAGGGCGUGACGAACACGAUUCCUCUCUCUCUCUCUCUGUCUCUCUCUCUCCCCCAAUUCAUAAUAACUCGCUGUUGCACUCUCAUCUCCGCGCAUCCAGCCGCACGCAGUUCAGCGCCUGUUGAUCCUUCGUGAGCGCGUGUGCAGUGUGUCCUGCGCUGCUGCUGCAGUAUUCUUAAUUUUCCUUUCGCGGUUCGCCCAGCAGGUGCACAAGUCGUGUGUGUAUAUGCAUAUACCUAUAUAGCGAGGCGAAACGUAGCGUUGAGUGUUGUGUUGCGCCGCUUAUCGUCACGUUCCUCUACCAAUACGUGCCUCCUCUGCUACGCGCUUCGUCGUAUUUUUUUUCCGAGUUACGCCGUGCACUUACAUGCGUGUAUCGUAAUUACACAUCCUGGUUCCGCUCUCGCGCACAGUGAUGAGAGCCUCUGCGCGUAAACACUAUGGGCACAAGAGGCGGAGCAGCAGUGUCGUCGUCAGCAGCCGAGAGGUCGUCGGAGCGGGUGCGGCUGAAGGUGCUCUAUGACUUCGAGUACGACACAAGAGGCAAACGGGUGCGCAUCGUCAAGGACGAGCGACUCCUGCUGCUGAAUAGGACCAACCAAGACUGGUGGCAAGUUGUCAGACCCGCAGACCUUCAGAGCAACCUCUACGUGCCUGAGCAGAGUACCUUCUACGUGCCAACGGGCUACGUAGCUGAGCUACAAGAGGAAGCCCUGCCCGAGACCACUAGGUUCUACGUUGACAAGGACAAGAUGUUCAAGUCGAGCAGCACCACUGGUGAGCAGGCCACCAGUACCGGUGCUGGAAGUGGUCAGCAGCAGCAACAUUCCAGCACACAAGAGGGAAACAAGGAGGAGCCAAGGAAGGCACAUGACUCGUUCAAGGGUGUGUUCAGAAAGCUCUCUGGGAAUCUGGGCUCUGGUGCAGGGGACGGUAACAAGGGGACCAAGCCUGUCAAGCCACCCAAGAUCAUCAAGAAUCUGAGAAAAAACUCGGUAGACUCCAGCGAGGAUGUUAAGUUGCAAAGCAGCAAGUCCAGUCUGGUGCCUGCCAAGCACAAGGAUACCUGGGAGAGUUCUGCAUUUGGCAUGUGUUUCGGCAGGCAGAAUGUGGAUGCACAGGUUCUCAAUCCUUUUCAGGAGGAAUUGGAGAAUGCUCUGUCGAAUAGAGUGACUCACAAAAGAACUAUUUUAGAUACAAAACUAGGAAUAGGUAAACAUGUGGACCAAGUUAGUGAUGAGAGGGAGAAGCCCUCGACCAAGUUUGAAAAUAUACAAGAUAAGUGGGUGAAAGCCUCUGCACAGGUGUUGAAGAAGCCUGAUAAUAUGCAGAAGUCUGAUAACUUUCAGUUUGUACCAUUGUCAAAAAUCAAAGAGGAUGCACAGAAGAGGCGGAGUGCAUCCCCCAACUUGAUUGAGAAAACUGUGGUGAGCAAUAAUGUCAAUUCUGUUGUGAAGCGAUUGUCAGAGACAGAGAAACUUUAUAGCGUGGUAGACAAAAUUCCAAAGAAACCAGUACAAUUGACAGAUCAAAAAGUGGAUGUUCCCAAACCCAGUACAGAUAUUCCUAAACCUGUAGCCGAUACUGUGAAACCAGUUGUAGCAGCAGCAAGUAAUCCUCCAGUAAUAACAAAUGACAAAACUGCUACUCAAGAGUCACCCUCUAAGGAUAUUGACAGACUGUUAAUAAAUGACAAGAGAAAAAUGUGGGCCAUAGAGACCCUCAUGUCCGAAUUGAUGCAGACGUCCUCUAAUUCUAAAUCAGUUGCCUCGGCGGAAAACAGUGAAGCAGGUAUAUCCGGGCCAAAUCAAUUAGCCCAGGAAUUGCAUGACAUGACUGUGUCCAGACAGAAUGCAGAAAUCCAAGUAAACUUGCUGGAUAAUAAUGAUGAUGACAAUACCAAAGAAAACGAACAAUUAAAUACUGACACAACAAAGUGCAGAGUUGAGUCUUACAAGAAAAAAGUUUUUGAUUUUCCACCACGUGCAAAUGCCUUGAAAGCUCCAAGAAGUCCAACUGCCAGAUCGCCAAAACUUCUGGACGAGUACAAUGAAGCCAAUAUUUUAAAUGAUAACGAUAGGGCUAGAGAAGCUCAGGAUGUACCAGCAGCAGCAGUAGAGUUACUCAAUUACAAAGAGUCACCAUCCUAUUCAAACAUUUCCUUGCGCAUAAAACGUGAAAAAGUGCCAUCCAAGCUAAAAAUGCCAACCAAGGACUAUCGCGAAGAGCUACAGCUUACACCGUCUCUUGAAAAGUUAGCCAGUGAAAUACAGUUUCUACCAGCCAGUACAAAUUCAUCCGAAUUCGAAAAUGAUAAGCAUUCACCAGAUAUGGAUUUCCCGACGACGACGUUGAGCCAGGACUCGUUGCGCCUCUACAAGCGUCGUUCCAAGUCGGACGGAGCGCUGAACAAACGUGAUCCUCGACGCCGCGAUAGUGUCGACUCACAGCAGAACAACAAUAAUAAUAAUAGCAGCAGCGGCAGCGUCAAUCACACGGAGAUCUUCAAAGCUAAGGACCAGCCGCAUAGCGAGCGCAAAUACACUCAGCACGAGACCCCCCAGCAUCAACCAAUGAGGAGGCAUAACGAAACUCCGGAUUACUAUCGGCCGGAGAGACUCAAUCAGACGGCAAGGUACAAAUUGAACAGGAAGUCUAGAAGUUUGGGAGAUCUCGACUGCAGCGAGAUGGAUGAGAACAAGGAGGUUGAGGAGGAGGAGGAGGACGGAUCCAGCUCGACCUGCGAUGCGCUGGAGAGUAGGAGAAGGUACAAGCCGGUGCCGAAGCUCAGAUCUAAAGAGUCGCUGAGGAGGAUCAAGCCGACGGCGCCAGUUAUAACGCCAACGGCAAGCGCCGAACGUCUCGCAACUCGACCCGUCCCAACGAAACGUCGCGUUCAGCCGGCCGUCCAAUUGACGACACCGCAACAGCAGCAGCAGCAGCAGCAGCAGCCCUCUCAACCCUGCGACAGCAGCUACGAUGAUCUAAGCGAGAUAGAUAUCGAGCGCAGUACCGCCAUAGGCUUCAAGACCCUUUUGCGAACCUCGGACAGCGGCUCAGAAGAGUACCUUCAAUACAAAACCUUCCCCUCAACGACCAAAAAUCUGCAACAACAGCAGCUAUCUCCUUAUAGCGUCGAGAAACAAUCGAAAAUCUCGAGAAGUGACAGCAACGUCAACAAUCUCACUCGCAGUAUCUCGGACGAAGCGAUUCUCAGCUCUGCCACAUCCUGCUCGUCUGCUAGUCCUUCGAGAAUAUUAGACGGUAGCGUGGAGAAUUUGGUGGAUUUACCCGCUGGAUGGACGCAGUCCUACGAUAAACUCGCGAACAGAGUUUGUUUCGUUAACGAUCGGGGCGAUAAGUGGUUUUCCUCAAACGAUGCAGAGGGAAAGAUCUACUUUUUCGAGGAGAACAGCAACGAAUCGUCCUGGGCACUUCCUCCGGUUGUCAAUCACGAUCGUGUUAGGACCAUAUCUAUCGGUGAUUGGCCGCAACUUUUUGAUGGAAACAUGUAUAUUCUAAAGGAAGGAUUGAUUAACAAAACCAAGAUUGCUACAGAAAAUGGCAAAAAGUUGAGAAAAACUUGGAGCACCUCUUACGCGGUGUUAACGGAAGUGUUUUUAUUAUUCUUUAAGGACGCAAAAACUUUUGCUGCGAUGAAAAUGGACCAAUCGGCUGCAGCUAAACCUGAUAUUUCAGUGGAUUUGAACGGUGCCUUCAUAGAAUCCGCGGAGAAAUUAAGCAACAGAAAGAACGUUUAUCUUAUUAAUACUCUGAUGGGAUUGCAAGUACUCAUACAGUGGGACAAUCCAACAGUGACAACCGAAUGGUAUCGAGAGAUACAUGACGCCAUCCAGAGGCUGCCAUUUCGUCGGGGAUAAUACGAGAGAUCUUCGUCGUCGAGAGAUUGAAGAGAAUGAUAAUCGUUUCAAGUGUACCUUUUUCUGAAGAGAAAAUUCGUUAACUUUCCAAAGUCUAGAAUGAUGUUAUUACGACAAAAAGCGUCUAAAGUAUAAUAAAUGUUAUACGAGUAUUUUUGUAUUACUCGGUAGAAAUCGCGUAUUGUAUAUCAAAUCAAUUAUUGUAAAAGAUAUCUUAUACAAAAAUAUGUCAAAUGAAAUGUUCUUUUUUUAAAUUAAAAAAACAAUUUUAAUACGUAUAAAAAUAGCGACUUUAUCAACAGUUUCCUUUGCUUAUAUACAUGAGAGUUUCGUUUAAAUACAUAGGAUGGUCAAUGUUAACAUUUAUCUUGGUUUUUUUUUAAAUAUCAUCUUCAUAAAGAAAAAUUAAAAUCAAAACAACGAUCAUCCAUGCAUCUUUCUAGAGCUUUUCACAAAGCUGCAUUUUCCCUAAGGCAAUAAUUGAGUAACAUGAACAGAGUACUUGAA
Molecule: messenger RNA, 4475 nt
Organism: Nasonia vitripennis (jewel wasp)
Lineage: Eukaryota; Metazoa; Arthropoda; Insecta; Hymenoptera; Pteromalidae
Exons: 7
Coding region: 528-3968 (1146 amino acids)
Molecular function (GO): protein binding
Source: RefSeq, a predicted model, not a curated record